Messenger RNA from Populus euphratica (Euphrates poplar), 862 nucleotides. RefSeq lists its product as uncharacterized. NCBI's taxonomy places the organism in Eukaryota, Viridiplantae, Streptophyta, Magnoliopsida, Malpighiales, Salicaceae. The coding region runs from base 84 to 674 and encodes 196 amino acids. The record is from RefSeq and is a predicted model, not a curated record. The transcript has 2 exons.
GUUCAACUACAUUUCAUUUCGUUUUCUUGACUUGUUUGGUUCCAUCAAUUCUUCUCUCAUCAAUAUCAUUGCGUAACCUAAUCAUGGAACCAGCCAAAAAUCUGGAGCUCAUUGAUCAGGCUAUCAAGAAGCUCUUAGCAGAGAAAAGAAACAAAGAAUCCUCUGGUGAUGAUGGUUUCCUCCAGGAUGAUAACGAUCAACUUCUCCUCUCCAAAUUGCUUUCCGAGUUGGAAUCACUAAAAGGGAAUGAUGCUAGACUUGAGCAAUCUGAUAUAUCACCUGGAGCGGAGGAGGAGGAGGAGGUAAAUUCUCCUGCAAUUGGUGAAGUGUUGUCAAGACAUGAGAACAGCAUUGAAAAUACAGCCGCUGAAGAGAUAGCUAAAGAGCUUAGAAAACUGAGGAGGCAGAAUUUUGUUACGCAGUGCCUUCUUUCAGCAAUGAUUGUCCUCACUGUUGCCUGGCAGGUAUCUCAGGUGUCCAUCAUUUUGCAAGUUAAAGAUGGGUUGAGCCACCCGUUUAAAUCCUUUGGGAGUAUGUUAGCUGGGAUGCUGAAACGUUCCCGUGCCAACGGUCAAGAUUCAGAAAAUCAGCAGUCAGAAGUGGUUCCUGUCAAAGUUCCUCCUUUAAAAAUUCCAGAGCUUCCACAUAUCGAUUUAGGUUCCAACAUUGAGUAGCAUUUCCUACAUUUCAAGUGCGUUUGAUGGCAAACCAAUGAAGGGUACCCGCUAAGUAGGUGUUUGGUAGUGAUUCUGCUUCUAGCUAUUUUUAUUUUUCAAAGAUGUUUUUGGAUUAAAAUAAUAUUUUUUUAUAUAGUUUUAAUAUAUUGAUGUUAAAAAUAAAAAAUAUAAAAAAAUUAUUUUAA